Messenger RNA from Candidula unifasciata, 1878 nucleotides. Lineage: Eukaryota; Metazoa; Mollusca; Gastropoda; Stylommatophora; Geomitridae. The record is from the annotation of a GenBank genome assembly.
AUGGGAAAGGGCCAGUUUUCUCCCACUGAGAAGAAACCGGAUAGAAAUGGGCAGCGAGGCAAAAGCAGUGACUCAGGAAAUGGGUCCAAAGAAGUGAAUGACUACGUACCUCCCCCAGAUGGUGGAUGGGGGUGGAUGGUAGUGUUUUCCUCUUUUCUUAUCCACGUGAUAGCUGAUGGCAUUGUUUACUCCUUUGGUGUCUUCCUGAUGGAGUUUGUCGACUACUUCAAGGCGGGCCGUGGAGCCGUGUCCUGGAUAGGUGCCUUACAGCCUGCCGUGACUUUUACUGUCUGUUUCAUAUUGGCACCUCUGACAGAGUUACUAGUUCACGAGUAUUCCUGGCAGGGAGCCAUGCUGAUCCUCGGAGGCAUCAUCCUGAACGUUGUUGUCUGUGGCAUUAUCUUCCGACCCCUGGAGUCAAGUGGAAGGUCUACAAGAAAGGACUCAACUGAAGCUGAAAGUGUUGCUCUGUUGAGUAAUACAGAUCAGGAAGAGAGAGAACUACUAAAAGGGGGAGAUAUUGUUACUGUAGAAGCUGUGGUACUGCUAAGCAAGAAGCCACUAAAUGAUGACAGUGGUCAGGGUGAUGGAGAUAGGAAUAAAUCUCUCACAGCAGCAGAGACCUUUGAGAUUAUUAACAGUCUGCAAGCAAUGCAUGUUUUGCCCAAUGGAACAGCCGCUUUAGUAACCAAGGACAAUUCUGAAAACACAGAAAUUGUUAACAGAGCUUCAUCUUUUGAAACAAAUGUCAAUUCUAAUUCUGGUGACUCUGAAAAGGGAAAUAACAAAUAUCUCCUCAGUGCCAGUCAUUGCGAGGUUAAUGCAGACCGGUACCAAAACCUUGCCAGUUUUGCAAGUUCAGACAGUGCCUUGCACAAGCAGACUGAUGCACAAUCUGAACAGCAAGCUAGUGCAGCCGCGCCAAGGAGAAGAAGAAGUCAUAGACAUAGUGAGUCAUCUCAUGGUUCAUCAGCAAAUCUGGCACCUUUACAUCGUAAAGACAUCUUCUACAGUGGCAGCUUACAGAAUAUUCCCAUGUACAGGUCACAGCCGGAUGUUUACAUUGCAACAGUUGCAGGAUCUCAUGGGGUGGAAGUUAAAAUUGUUUCAGAAAAGGGAGAGAAGAAAGCUGCUGGGUGCUUGGAUUUAUCGGAAGAGUUUCGAACAACAAUGAAAGACAUGCUUUCUGUGUCUUUAUUAAAGAAUCCAGUGUUUUUGAUGUUUGCUUUUUCAAACUUCUUCACUAGCAUUGGCUUCAACAUGCCUUUCAUCUUUCUGCCUGACAGAGCCAAGCUGGCUGGAAUUGAUGAAGAUAAGGCAGCAUUGCUACUGUCGGUAAUUGGUAUUGCAAAUACAGCCGGUCGAGUGAUCUUUGGAUUUCUCUCCGAUCGACCAUGGGUCAACAGAUUAAUGCUCUACAACACAGCCCUAACCAUUUGUGGAGUGGCCACUGCUCUAAGUCCUGUUUUUGGUGGAGAUUAUACGCUGAUGGUUGUUUAUGCAGCAGUUUUUGGUGUCUUCAUUGGUGUUUAUGUAUCCUUGACUUCUGUUGUACUUGUUGACCUCUUGGGCCUGGAGUAUUUGACCAACUCAUUUGGCCUUCUCCUCUUGUUUCAAGGAGCAGCAACUUUUGUGGGGCCACCCAUUGCAGGUUGGCUGUGUGACUGGACAGGCAGCUAUGACAUUUCUUUUAUCCUGAUGGGCGCUUUGAUAGCUCUUAGUGGUAUCAUGCUGUUCUUUCUGCCCUGCGUGGAACGCUACUAUGAACGUCGGAUCCCGAAGGAAAUCAUUGUACAUGAUAUUGAACUCGGGAAACAUACACACACCAAAGAUGUUGUUGAAAUUUUAAGCAUAGAACAGGCCCCUUCUGAAGUCUAG